UGGCCACUUCAGCUACUCCCAGACAGCUAGCAGAAGCUGUGAUCAAAACUAGCACAGCCUCUCCCUGAUUCCAGGCAAACUACAAUAUUUACAAUUGCUUCAGAGCACACGUUAUUCUGUGCAUUGCUCAUUCUCUCUUGUUUUUAUUGUGCCGUUUAUCGAAAAAAUCUGACUUUUUCCCAAUAGGCUGGGCACUGUCCACUGGUGUGUCUGGAUUUGUUUUUGUACAUCUCUGUUGCAUGUUUUAAACAUUGGACCUGUUACUGUUUGCACGACGUAAAAGACACUGGACUUCUCCGCGUGACUGAUUCUUUCCUUUUAAUAGCAAGAGUUUGAAUUUGUUGGAAGUAGCUGGAAUGGCUACUUUCCCUGGUACAGUUCCUCGAAUGAUGCGCCCGGCUCCAGGCCAGAACUACCCAAGAACUGGAUUCCCAUUAGAAGUGUCUACGCCUCUGGGUCAAGGUCGAGUGAAUCAGCUUGGUGGAGUUUUCAUAAACGGAAGGCCGCUUCCUAAUCAUAUUCGACACAAAAUAGUGGAAAUGGCCCAUCACGGCAUCCGACCGUGUGUGAUAUCACGACAGCUUCGAGUUUCACACGGCUGUGUGUCCAAAAUCCUUUGUCGGUAUCAGGAGACCGGAUCCAUUCGUCCUGGAGCUAUAGGUGGUAGUAAACCCAGGCAAGUGGCAACACCCGACGUUGAAAAAAGGAUCGAAGAGUACAAACGUGAAAAUCCAGGGAUGUUCAGUUGGGAAAUCCGAGAUAAGUUGCUGAAAGACGGUGUGUGUGAUAGAGGCACGGUUCCUUCAGGUGAGGCCUCCUCCGUUAGCUCCAUUAGUCGGGUUUUGAGAGCUCGUUUUGGCAAGAAAGAUGACGAUGACGACUGUGAUAAAAAAGAUGAAGAUGGAGAGAAGAAAACCAAGCACAGCAUCGAUGGGAUUCUCGGGGAUAAAGGUAACCGCACAGACGACGGCUCGGAUGUGGAGUCUGAGCCCGACCUGCCCCUGAAGAGGAAGCAGAGACGCAGUCGUACCACCUUCACGGCCGAGCAACUGGAGGAGCUGGAGAAAGCAUUUGAGAGGACGCACUACCCCGACAUCUACACCAGAGAAGAGCUCGCACAGAGGACCAAACUCACUGAGGCUCGCGUACAGGUCUGGUUUAGCAACCGAAGGGCCAGGUGGCGUAAACAAGCAGGAGCCAAUCAGCUAGCAGCAUUCAACCACUUGUUGCCCGGAGGGUUCCCGCCCACUGGAAUGGCAACUUUAUCCAGCUAUCAGCUUCCAGACUCGACAUACCCCAGCACCACUCUCUCACAAGUCUUUUCCUGUGCUUCAGAUGGCAGCAGUACAUUACAUCGGCCACAGCCUCUUCCACCAUCCUCCAUGCACCAGGGCGGGCUCACGGCUGACAGCAGCUCCGCCUAUGGCCUGUCGUCGAAUCGCCACACCUUCUCCAGCUAUUCAGAAACUUUCAUGAGCCCGUCGGCUUCAGGCAACCACAUGAACCCUGUGAGCAACGGCCUUUCUCCACAGGUGAUGAGUAUUUUGAGUAACCCCGGUGCGGUUCCAUCUCAGCCUCAGCACGAUUUCUCCAUCUCUCCUCUUCAUGGCAGUCUGGAUGCAUCCAACACCAUCUCAGCGAGCUGCAGCCAGCGCUCAGACACCAUCAAGGGGGUAGACAGUCUGGCAUCCACCCAGUCCUACUGUCCACCCACAUACAGCGCCACCAGCUACAGCGUGGACCCCGUCACUGCUGGAUACCAGUACAGCCAGUAUGGCCAGACCGCUGUGGACUAUCUGGCCAAGAACGUCAGUCUGUCGACCCAGAGGAGGAUGAAGUUGGGUGAUCAUUCUGCAGUGCUGGGACUUCUGCAGGUGGAGACGGGACAGGCAUACUGAGUCCAUCUGACCACAAAACCUCAGUCUCAGAUGCACACAUCUCCUCAAACCUGCCGGAGAUCUUUACUGCGUGACUGUCUGUGUACCAGAGAGGUUUCUCUAAACAAUUUCUGAGAACGAAACUCCUCAUUCCACUUGACGUGACCGUCUGUCAUGUAAUUCUGAGCUGGUUUAAAGAAAACCAUGCAGCGGUUACAAACACGUCUAGAGAUGCUGACGACGUACAACAGGACCGCUUUCCGUUUCACCUCGCUGUGCAUAUAGUUGUGUAUGAAUCAAGUGUCAUUAAAACUCGCGCUUGUUUUCUAUUGAUAUUGAUAUUACGAUUUCCCUUAUGGUUGGUAUUAUGAUUAUUGUAAUAAUUGUUUUUGUUUGGUUGUUUCUGAAUUCACACAUUGUUCACAUUUGAUUUUUGAGUAUUCCAGCAGUGAGCUGUGACAGGGAUGUGUGCGAGUUCAACUGCUGCUUUUUCACUUUCCAGGCCCUGAAGCCGUAAUGUUUCCGAGCGAUUUGACCUUCCAUGCCUUCAAAUUUCUCUUGACAUUCCAGACGAACUUGGCCACUCUGUGGGAAGUCUGGCUUCGGGCUUUCUUCUGGGAAUAAGCUGUGCUUUUACAGGACCAAUGACUUUCCCUUCUCAAAUGCCCGCUCUGUCCUUAGUAAUAAUCUUGAGGGAUGAAAACGGCAUUUUUUGGAAAAACUUUUUUUUCAAAGGAGGCGCCCAAGAGAUACAGUCUUACUGUGAGCGUUUAAUACACAUAAGUUAAAAACAACAAAUUUGAACAUUUGCUUAUUAAAAUAUCUCGAUAUUUCAACUGCACAAGUGUUUUAAACCCUGUACACAUUUUGACAACAUUCCUUAAAGUCAAACAUUUCCUGCUCUUUCGUUUCUGCCGUUUGCAGAAUUCUAACGUUCUAUUCUCUGAUAAAGAAACAGACAUCAGGGCUCAUGUAAUUUACGGUCUCACGCGUUCACAAAUAUGUACAAAAAAGUAGUGAAUUUUUGACAUUUGUGUAGCACCCACAAGACAUUUUGACAUAAAUGGAAUUGUACAGUAGAUGAAGAAUACCGUUUAUUGUUUUGUUUAUAAAGAAUAUGUUUUAUACUAAAACAAAAAGGUGUCGUGUGAUAGAUGAAGCAGGGCAUAUGUGUCAGUCUUAUAUUGUAAUUUUGUGUUAAUAUUUACAUUUCCUUGCUUUUUAAUAGUUAUUAUGUAUCAUUUUUCUUAGAAUUGAAAGUGUAUGUGAGAGGCUCUUGAUAAAAUGUCACACUUAAGAUUGUACGGAAGGCGAUUCUUAUUGUUGAUGAUUCUGGCUGGUGCUUCAGGAACCGCACUUAUGAAGAAACUGAACACUGAUGCUUAAUAUUGAACGUUUGGAAGCAAUUGAUGGAUCAUUCUAACAGACUAUGGGAACACACUGCAACGCUUGGUGCUAACUGACUGCGGCCGACCCAAACGCGUCUUCAAGCAAAAGUUUUAUUUGAUGUCUUUUUGACGAAUUGAACUCUUUAAGGAAACAUGUGACGUGUCCUUUUUGCUUUCAACUGUCUAUAUCUGAUAAAACCAUCAUAAACACGCAAUGAAAUUUUAGAACCUUCCACAGCUAACAAUUUUGUUGGUGAACAUUUGGAAUACAUAAUAUAUUUUCCAUCAUUCCUCCCUGCGAUGUCAAACUGGACGCCUGCUUUCUUCAGCAUUUGUGUUUCGGCUUUUCUCCAUUUCUUUUCAGCAUGUGUGUACUUUACCAUGGUAUAAUUUAUUCUGCUGUAUGAAGUAGUAGCUUUAGUGAGAACCUUGUAUUUGGUAUUUACUACCUUCAGCCUGUGGGUGUCUUUACUGUAACACUGGCAUAAAUGUUAUCAAUUAAAGAUCUUAAAUUCA
This is a messenger RNA of Triplophysa dalaica, 3781 nucleotides long. It is a transcript of the gene pax7a, whose product is annotated as paired box 7a. The transcript has 9 exons. The coding region runs from base 357 to 1898 and encodes 513 amino acids. Gene Ontology annotation, biological process: regulation of transcription by RNA polymerase II; anatomical structure development. NCBI's taxonomy places the organism in Eukaryota, Metazoa, Chordata, Actinopteri, Cypriniformes, Nemacheilidae. The record is from RefSeq and is a predicted model, not a curated record. Gene Ontology annotation, molecular function: RNA polymerase II cis-regulatory region sequence-specific DNA binding; DNA-binding transcription factor activity, RNA polymerase II-specific.